UACGUUUUCUGUGUUAUUUUCUGCGUGGGGUACGUUUGUUAGCUUGCUAUCAAAGGAUAAAGUGACCAGUAUAAAAGUUAUCGAAAGGAAGCAAUUUCCACCGUCGGGUUUCGUGAUGGCUUUGCAGGGCUCUGAGGAGAUAGAGGAGCAACUCGCAGAGCCUGAAGAGGUUGGAGACGAGGAUGUGAGCAUCUCUCCAGCUGAAGAAAUAACGUUAACCGUCGGGCCUGGAGGAGAGGAGGACACGGACCCGCUUCUCCUGCCGUGGGAUCGCUUCUCUGCCUGGCUACACUGCAUCUGUGUCGUCGGGUUCGAUCUAGAACUCGGCCAGGCGGUGGAGGUCAUCUACCCACACCAUUCCAAACUAUCCGAGAAGGAGAAAACAAGUAUCUGCUACUUGUCAUUCCCAGACUCCAACUCAGGUUGUCUAGGGGACACACAGUUCUGCUUCCGUUUCCGCCAGGCCUCAGGCAGGAAGUCUUCUCUGGGAUGUUUUCUGGACCAGUUUGAUCGUGACGCUCCAGUCUGCCUCAAGAGGGACCAAGGCCAUUACUAUGGUUACGUCUACUUCAGACAAGUCCGGGACAAGUCACUCAAGAGGGGCUACUUUCAGAAAUCCCUGGUCCUAAUCAGCAAGCUACCCUACGUCAUGUUCUUCCACUCCCUGCUGAAGCUCAUCGCUCCAGAGUACUUUGAGAAGCAGGAGCCAUGUCUGGAGGCUGCCUGCAACGACAUCGACCGCUGGCCCACUCCUCAUCCAGGCAAAAUAUUGGUCCUCCCUGUAAUGGGUACAGUUAUGAAGGUUCGGAUCCCAACAUGUUACGACAAGCCUGGAACCUCUCAGCUGGUUCAGUCAACACAGAAUGACAACCUGGUGUCCAUAGUCCUCCCCACGGUCCACGAGGUAGACUUGUUCACGUGUUUCCACCCAGUCUUCUUCCACAUUCAGAUGUUAUGGGAGCUGGUGUUGCUAGGUGAGGCUCUGGUUGUCAUGGCACCAUCACCGGCAGAAUCCUCCGAUACUGUUCUGGCAUUGGUCAGCUGCAUCUCUCCACUGCGCUACUGCAGUGACUUCAGACCGUACUUCACCAUCCACGACAGCGAGUUUAAAGAGUACACCACCAGGACACAGGCCCCGCCAUCUGUGAUUCUUGGUGUGACCAACCCAUUCUUUGCUAAGACCCUCCAACACUGGCCUCACAUCAUCCGUAUUGGAGACAUGAAGCAGGCUGGAGAGACGGUCAAGCAGAUGAAGGUCAAGAAGCUGAAGAACCUGAAGACCCUAGACUCUAAACCAGGUGUCUACAGCGCGUACAAGCCCUUCCUCAACAAAGAUGAGGAUAUCAUUAAACAACUGCAGAAGGGUGUCCAACAGAAACGUCCCUCAGCGGCACAGAAUGCCAUCCUGCGACGGUACUUCCUGGAGCUGACGCAGAGCUUCAUCAUUCCACUGGAGCGCUAUGUGGCCAGUCUGAUGCCUCUACAGAAGAACAUCUGUCCUUGGAAGAGUCCUCCCCAGCUGAGGCCCUUCCUCCAGGAGGACUUUAUGAAGACUCUGGAGAAGGCUGGUCCUCAGCUCACCUCACCACUCAAAGGAGACUGGAUGGGACUCUACAGACAGUUCCUGAGGUGUCCUAACUUUGAUGGCUGGUUCAGGAAUCGCAAGAGAGAGAUGAUGAAGAAACUAGAGGCCCUUCACCUAGAGGCUGUCUGUGAGGAGGAUCUGCAGGUGCGAGUGCAGCAACACACGGAGGUGGAGACUGUGGACCUCGUUCUCAAACUCAAAGACAAACUGACUCAGGCAGAGAGAGAGCAGCUUCCUCUGAGGCCGGGGACGCUGACUAAACUACAGGCCCACAUCGACUCUGUCAUCCUGUCUUUACCUGACGAUCUACAGGGAAUCCUGCACAAGCCCUCCACACCCUGACCUCUGACCCUGACUUCUGACCUCUAACCCCUGACCACUAAUCAUUGACCUAUAACCCAUGGGGGUAGGAGGAAGGGAGGCCCAAGGAAAGACUGCUCCAGUCUCAUCAUUGAACUAUGUAUUUUUAACAGACUUUUUUUGUUUUGUUUUUUUAAAGUGCACUUCACCCUUUAAUAUCGGUGUGACUGUGCCACCUCCAACCUCUCUCCACCUUCACGUGCAAUGCUGGCAUUGACCAAAAAAAAAAUUCCACUGAUGAUUAUUGAUUUAUGCAACCAGUCAGAAAUAAGAAGACAAGCCAAUAAGUGGGUUUAUUCCUCAGAGGUAGCGUCUCUAGUGAAUCAUGCGUCUUGUGACGUUGAUGAAGUCAUAAUGGUUGACAGAUUUCUAAAACGGUUCAAUCUGUGUCCGGGAAACCCACCCUUUUAGUCUACACACUUUUUUUAAAAACGACCUUGUUUGGAUUCUAUGGUGCGCCGAUAACUUAAACUUGCAGUUACAAUAAACUGUAGACCGGUUGUAAUAUACGGUCUCAUUGUCAACAAUACUUGUACGUUUAUGAAAGGUUGCUGUGCUGUUUGUAUAAAUGUUGAAGACAUGGCGACAUGAAGAGCUGUGUUGUAUUACGUCACUAUACACCGAGUGGACAAAACAUUAAGAACACCUUCCUAAUAUUGAGUUGCCCUCAGAACAGCCUCAAUUAGUUGGGUCAUGGACUCUACAAAGUGUUGAAAGCGUUCCACAGGGAUGCUGGCCCAUGUUGACUCCAAUGCUUCCCACAGUUGUGUCAAGUUGGCUGGAUGUCCUUUGGGUGGUGGACUAUUAUUGAUACACGUGUGGAAAAACCCAGCAGUGUUGCAGUUCUUGACACAAACCGGUGCGCCUGGCACCUACUACCAUACCAAAAGGCACUUAAAUCUGUUGUCUUGUCCAUUCACCUUCUGAAUGACACACAUACACAAUCCAUGUCUCAAGGCUUAAAAAUCCUUCUGUAACCCGUCUCCUCCCCUUCAUCUACACUGAUUUUGAAGUGGAUUUAACAAGUGACAUCAAUAAGGGAUCAUAUCUUUCAGCCGGUCAGUCUGUCACGGAAAGGAGCAGGUGUUCCUAAUGUUUUGUCCACUCAGUGUAUAGUGGUUGAGGAGGCGACGUCAGGGUGUGGUCUCUUCACGAGGCACGAAACAGAUCGAAACAAGAAGGAACCUAAAAGCUUGUGCAAUAACCAAUGGUUUGUUGGAGGUUGAUCUGUGUGUGUGUGUUGGAAUAGAACAGUAGAGUGCUGUUGCUAUAUUAGACCAAUAGGAUCGAACUUGUGUAUAUAAUUUCUACUCAUUAUUAGAAGAACAUAAGGAAAAAAGACCGUCACUAACCCUAGUCCUUAUAUUGCAGUACUACUUCUGAUGUGUAUUCUGCAUAGGCAAUAGGGAGCCAUUUGCGAUGCCUUCAUUCUACAUCAUGUUAAAAAAGGCAACAGGGUAACUGACUAAAACCAACUGACUGACACAUUGCCUUGUCAUAUUGAUUUUGGACCUGAUUUUUGUGAAGUUGUAUCGCAUUAUUCAUCUGUGUAGGCCCACCACAACCCCUUGUUACCACAUUAUUCAUCUGUGUAGGCCCACCACAACCCCUUGUUACCACAUUAUUCAUCUGUGUAGGCCCACCUCAACCCCUUGUUAUCGCAUUAUUAAUCUGUGUAGGCCCACCUCAACCCCUUGUUAUCGCAUUAGUCAUCUGUGUAGGCCCACCACAACCCCUUGUUAUCGCAUUAUUCAUCUGUGUAGGCCCACCCCAACCCCUUGUACCACAUUAUUCAUCUGUGUAGGCCCACCCCAACCCCUUGUACCACAUUAUUCAUCUGUGUAGGCCCACCACAACCCCUUGCGACCACAUUAUUCAUCUGUGUAGGCCCACCACAACCCCUUGUACCACAUUAUUCAUCUGUGUAGGCCCACCACAACCCCUUGCGACCACAUUAUUCAUCUGUGUAGGCCCACCCCAACCCCUUGUACCACAUUAUUCAUCUGUGUAGGCCCACCCCAACCCCUUGUACCACAUUAUUCAUCUGUGUAGGCCCACCCCAACCCCUUGUACCACAUUAUUCAUCUGUGUAGGCCCACCACAACCCCUUGUACCACAUUAUUCAUCUGUGUAGGCCCACCACAACCCCUUGUACCACAUUAUUCAUCUGUGUAGGCCCACCACAACCCCUUGUUACCACAUUAUUCAUCUGUGUAGGCCCACCUCAACCCCUUGUACCACAUUAUUCAUCUGUGUAGGCCCACCACAACCCCUUGUACCACAUUAUUCAUCUGUGUAGGCCCACCACAACCCCUUGUACCACAUUAUUCAUCUGUGUAGGCCCACCCCAACCCCUUGUACCACAUUAUUCAUCUGUGUAGGCCCACCUCAACCCCUUGUUACCACAUUAUUCAUCUGUGUAGGCCCACCACAACCCCUUGUUAUCGCAUUAUUCAUCUGUGUAGGCCCACCUCAACCCCUUGUACCACAUUAUUCAUCUGUGUAGGCCCACCUCAACCCCUUGUACCACAUUAUUCAUCUGUGUAGGCCCACCACAACCCCUUGUACCACAUUAUUCAUCUGUGUAGGCCCACCACAACCCCUUGUUAUCGCAUUAUUCAUCUGUGUAGGCCCACCACAACCCCUUGUUAUCGCAUUAUUCAUCUGUGUAGGCCCACCACAACCCCUUGUUAUCGCAUUAUUCAUCUGUGUAGGCCCACCUCAACCCCUUGUUAUCGCAUUAUUCAUCUGUGUAGGCCCACCUCAACCCCUUGUUACCACAUUAUUCAUCUGUGUAGGCCCACCUCAACCCCUUGUUAUCGCAUUAUUCAUCUGUGUAGGCCCACCACAACCCCUUGUACCACAUUAUUCAUCUGUGUAGGCCCACCACAACCCAUAUGAACAGUCCUUGUACACCAGGGCUUUCUAGCGGCUAGCUAAACCAGAGUAGGGGUUUCCUACCGGUCCUCUGCCACUGUCUGGGUUUCAUGUGGCACCCAGCCACUGUCUCAAUGUCAUUGAUUUGGUUCACACCAACUGUAUCGUCCGAAACACAUUUUGCUGAUCAUAAUGGAUGUUGUUAGCCUGGGUACCGGUCUGUUUAGCUAUCAUUCCACUCCUUGUCUUUGGUAUAUGACACAGAGGAGUGGGAUGUUGGCUGAACAGACUGGUCUCCCAGGCUAGGAUGUUGAUACGGUUUAUGUUUGUAUUCAUGCUGUUUUUAAUGAAGCAACUUUGUUUUUAUGCUUUGAGUAGUAGUUUUGUUUGGAGCGUAAUCCGUGUGUGGUGUGCUCGACCAUCAUAUGUUAGUGUAGAGAGCAUUCUUCCUCUGAACUGUUAAACGUAUCUACAUGUAUGCUGAACAACAUUACUGCAGAGGAUGUUUUUCUAAACACAUAUUUUGCUGUCGGACUUUGGACUACCUAUGGGUUUUACGUCUUACGUUUUUGAAAACUGAUAUUUGAUUUCUUGAAUAUUUUGAUGUUACAGAAUACGUUAUUUUUCUUGAUCCGCUUUUCUCAUAGGGUGUGCCUUAAGGGAUGAUGGUUAGGAAAAACAGAACUGAAGACAGACUUUUUUUUUAGGUUAAAUAUCGAACUGUGACUGUGUGGUAGGCUAAUAAUAACUUCUGAUAUCUACAGUAGUGGCUCACUCAGUAACCUGUCAUAUUCUCAUCUGCUUCAAACACCAUGGAACACCAUCAUUCUGUUGGAACCCGUCAGAACCCAUCAGAAUUCCGUCGGAACCCAUCAGAAUUCCGUUGGAACUGUCUGUCCUCUGAGGGAACAUUUCAGUUAAAUGAAUAUUGUUUGGUACACACCUGUGAUUGGUUUUAUAUUUUGAAAAUACUUUAUUUUAACAAGAGAAUUUUGUAUAAAGGGCUAUUCUCAUAUUCCAUGAAUCUAAAAAAAAAAGUGAUGUUUUGUACAUAUGUUGAAAUACCCAGUCAUCACCGUUGAUGAUGAUGAUAUUCAUUAUAUUACAAUGAUUAUUUUACUAAAUAUAGAUAUUACUGACACGGAAUACUAUACAUUUGUAAUAUCUUCCAAUGGGCUGGUUAGAUGUUAAAGAAUUAGAAUAAGGAUGAUAACAAAGCAUAAUAUACUGUCGUAAUUGCUUUGGGGCACUCAGUAUUUUUACAUUUGCAAUGUUUGAUCGUUUUGUAUUGAAGCCUUACUAUAAUAACUACUGAGGAAACCACUAUUGAUGCCUUUUUAAUAGAAGUACUGAGGAACCACUUAAUGCUUACAGACAACAAUGGCUUUCAGUGAGUGGAGGUAUUUUAACAUGAAUAAACGGGCCUCUAGGAUCUCACUAA
Messenger RNA from Salvelinus fontinalis (brook trout), 6263 nucleotides. It is a transcript of the gene dennd6a, whose product is annotated as DENN/MADD domain containing 6Aa. The record is from RefSeq and is a predicted model, not a curated record. NCBI's taxonomy places the organism in Eukaryota, Metazoa, Chordata, Actinopteri, Salmoniformes, Salmonidae. The coding region runs from base 116 to 1927 and encodes 603 amino acids. Gene Ontology annotation, cellular component: recycling endosome. The transcript is spliced from 18 exons. Gene Ontology annotation, molecular function: guanyl-nucleotide exchange factor activity.